Mizuhopecten yessoensis (Yesso scallop) is the source of this 1363-nucleotide messenger RNA. RefSeq lists its product as uncharacterized. The record is from RefSeq and is a predicted model, not a curated record. Bases 398 to 1363 code for a protein of 321 amino acids. NCBI's taxonomy places the organism in Eukaryota, Metazoa, Mollusca, Bivalvia, Pectinida, Pectinidae. The transcript has a single exon.
UUAUUGCCAGCGUAAAAUUCCUGCAAUUCGGAACUGCCUUUCAGCAACAGAGCAAUAUAUAUAUAUUGAUUUGUCCAAAUUUUCUGUUUGAGUUGGGACGGAACAUGCGCGACAAUAUCGUCAUCAACACAAGCCACCAUAUCAGGCAUGGCUGAAUCAAAUCUAGCCGGUAACCCCCCUGGGGCCCCUCCUAACAAAACGGCGGGAGAAUGUAAACCAGCCUGUUGUUGUAACAGUAAGGGAGACGGCUGUGUUUGUGUAGCUGGAUACAGGCAGUCAAGUCAAUAUUAUACCCAAGACUCUGUAUUACAAGUUGACGGAGAAACCUAGGUUACACAAGUCUAGUGUAAAGCUUAUUUCAUACAGCGGUGACAGUAUACCAGUCGCUGGAGCAUGUAUGUUGAAAUUACACCACAAAGGGCAGACAACUCCGGUUCACUUCGUAGUAGCAGAGAAGGCAGCAACAGCGAUUCUGGGGGUAAAAGCCUGCGACAAGCUCAACUUAGUUAAGCGUGUAUUCAACAUUGAUAAAUCUACACAGUCAGCCUCAACAGAGAGUAUAGUACAGGAUUUUUCUGAUGUAUUUGAAGGACUGGGAUGCCUACCAGGUUACCACAGCAUACAAGUUGAUUCAUCAGUAAAACCAGUAGUACACCCGUGUAGAAAGGUUCCAUUCGCCAUACAGGACAGAUUAAAAGAUGAGAUUGACAGAAUGGAGAAAUUGGAAGUCAUAUGUAAGGAGGACAAUCCUACUCAGUGGGUAAGCUCUAUGGUUGUUGUGGAAAAGAAAAACGGACAACUCCGAGUGUGCCUUGACCCCAGAGACUUGAACCGUGCAAUCCAACGUGAACAUUAUAAACUUCCGACAAGAGAAGAAAUUAUGUCAAAGUUCAAAGAUACCAAAUACUUCAGCAAACUUGACGCUUCCUCUGGAUUCUGGCAAAUGAGACUGGACUCCGACUCAUCGAAGUUGACCUGUUUUAAUACACCGUUUGGCAGGUAUAGGUUUCUCAGGUUACCCUUCGGAAUAUCAUCUGCUCCAGAGGUAUACCACAAGGCAAUACACAUGUUAUUCGAGCACGUAGAAGGAGCUUCAUCGAUAAUGGAUGAUAUCAUUGUAUGGGGAAGUACUCUAGAGGAACAUAAUCAGAGAUUACGGAAAGUACUAGAGGCUACUAGAGCAGCAAACCUGAAACUCAACAAAGACAAAUGUGUCUGUGGAGUACAGUCAUUAACAUUCAUAGGAGAUGUUGUGUCUGCAGAGGGUAUGAAACCUGAUCCUUUGAAAGUUCGGGCAAUUCAAACUUCUGAGUCAAAGAAAGAUGUACAACGCUUCUUCACAGGGGAGGCCGUCCUUAAAUGA